GCAGUCCUGCUCAAUCGUGUUUGUUGGGUGUACCGCUUCGCCAUUUUCUGCGAUAUUUAUUAAAUUAUCGCCGUUUUUAACGAAACAAUUAGUGUCGUGUGUGCAAAAACAUGUGUGGCAACGUUUGCGCCCCCCAGUGAGUGUCCCAGACCAUGCCGAGUGAACACUAAACAACCAUGCCUCUGCCAAAGAGGGUGAUCGAACCGGUCCACGUGGCCAGAGGCACACUUCCAGAGGAUUUUCCUCUAGUGUCCGAAUUGGAAGCCGUCACCAACGGAACUUUAGCGAAUACCGUACGACAACUUUCCUCACUCUCAAAACAUGCCGAAGAUUUAUUCGGAGAAUUGGCCAGAGAUGCCCAACAACUCUACGACAGAUCGAAUUCACUGCAAGCGAGAAUCGACAGACUCGCUAUCAAAGUCACACAAUUGGACAGCACCGUCGAGGAGGUCUCUUUGCAGGAUAUCCACAUGAGGAAGGCGUUCAAGAGCACGGUGGCUUUCGAUCAACAAAUAUUCUCCCGAGCGACUAUGCCAACGGCCAUGUUGGAAACGUAUCAUUCCUGUGACAAACCGCCCCCACUCCACAAACUCAAUUGUUACCGUGACGACGGCAAAGACGGUCUGAAAUUCUACACCGAUCCGAACUACUUCUUCGAAUUAUGGCGUCAAGAAAUGCUCAACGACACCGAACGUAUGAUGCACGACCGUGGCAAGAAACCACACCGACCACGAACCGAAGGCGGCCAAGGAAACCGCCACAAAAAACGCGUCCGUCAACCACACAACACCCGCGAAAGACAAAAGCAAAUCGCCGUAGGCCACGGCGAAUACAUCAUGCCACAACAAAACACCAUCUAUCGCACCCCACAACCCAUCAUCCAGCAACAACAACAAAUGUUACCAACCGAAGAAAUGAUUGAACCACGCCCACCACGACCGAACUCAAUCGAAAUACGACGCUCGUACCAACAGGAAACCACCGACGGUCUCCAUUCCCCCACUUACCCCCCGUACGAGGAGUAUGGCCAAGGCCCACUCAGUUCCGAAUCAUUAUACCAAGGAGGCACGCCCACACGAGGCGGUAAAGUCCGCCCAAGCCAGCCCCCACCCGCACCACCUAGCAACACGAGCACGCCCUCGUCCAAUACCCCGACGCGAGGGCGGAGCCUCUCCGGCCGCGACAACCUACCACCACCGCCCCCACCACCCGACACGACCAUGUCACCGCCCAACGGCAUCCCCGCACAUCUCGCCACCCAAUCGCGUUCAAACAGUCCGCAUCAAGCCACACCUCCCGAACCGGUGCAAGACUUACCUCCACCACCGCCCAUACCUAAGCAAGCCUCGCCCCCCAAACAACAAACUCCACAAGCCCCGCCUCCGCCACCACCUCCACCAAUGCCGUUACUGAACGGCCCGACGACUAGUCCCCCAUUGGUUAACGGCGAUUUGGCGAAAAUUAUAAAUAGUGCGUCGCCGCCGCAAUUGACACCUGUCAAAGAUCGGCCAAAGCAGGCGCCGCCUAUCGUCGAUCCCAGGAAUGAUUUACUCAAAGCUAUCCGAGAUGGGAUUAAGUUGCGCAAGGUGGAGAAGAUUGAACAGAAGGAGGUGGAGAGAGGGAACGGUUUCCACGAUGUUGCGAGUAUUUUAGCUCGGAGGGUUGCAGUCGAGUUUAGCGAUUCGGAUUCAGGAAGCGAUUCGGAGUGUGAUAGUGAGGGUUGGGGCGAAAAUGAAACGUCGGCGUGACAUAGAAGGAAGGCUAGCACGGCUAGUCAAGUGUAUUGAAGCAACGAAUUUUCAAUUUUUAACGAGCAAACUUUAGCAAUAUGCCAAAUUUCCAGUAUUAUUGAGGCAUUGCAUGAUAAGCUUAUUAGAUUGCGUUUACAGUGGAUGGUUUUGACUUGGGUUGAGAUGUACAUAUUGUAAUGAACGUUUUAUUUAUAAAUUAAGUUGUAUAGAGAAUUAUUUAACUCGUACUAUCCUAAUACUCCUUUUUAAUAUUUUAACCAAUUAUCAGGAAAUCUUUGUAAAAUACGAUAUUUAAUGGGUAAAUAAACAUCAUGUCAA
Messenger RNA from Tribolium castaneum (red flour beetle), 2069 nucleotides. RefSeq names its product SCAR (gene SCAR). Gene Ontology annotation, biological process: positive regulation of Arp2/3 complex-mediated actin nucleation; actin cytoskeleton organization. Gene Ontology annotation, cellular component: cytoskeleton; SCAR complex. The record is from RefSeq and is a predicted model, not a curated record. The transcript is spliced from 3 exons. Lineage: Eukaryota; Metazoa; Arthropoda; Insecta; Coleoptera; Tenebrionidae. Gene Ontology annotation, molecular function: actin binding; protein kinase A regulatory subunit binding; Arp2/3 complex binding. The coding region runs from base 177 to 1748 and encodes 523 amino acids.